Adineta steineri is the source of this 1521-nucleotide messenger RNA. Lineage: Eukaryota; Metazoa; Rotifera; Eurotatoria; Adinetida; Adinetidae. The record is from the annotation of a GenBank genome assembly.
AUGAAUGCCAUUGAUAAUAUACGUCGUGCUUUUCGUUCAAAAUAUUCAUUCGAUGUACAAUCAACAUGGCUUCAAGCAUGUAUCGUUUGGUUACGUGAUCAAUAUCAAUUAGCUGAUUUAACUAAUAAUUAUACACUUGAAAAAAUUUAUAAUCAAUGGCUUCAUACAGAUAUUGCUCUCAUUGCUGAUGCAUAUUCGUUACCGAAUGAUCUUGAUUUAAAUGCAAAAAAAGUGCAAUUAAGUGGAAAAUAUGCAUUACAAAUCAAUAGUAUUAUAUGCAUAUCGGAACCUUAUUAUAGUCAAGUUUUGGAUAUACAUGGUGAUCAAAAUGAUAAUGAACGAAUUGAUAAUGAUAUAACUGAAACUCAACAAUGGAAACCACCAUCAGCAAAACGUGUUCUCUAUUUGGACUUAACUGAUGGUAAAACAAUUCUCCGAGGAUUAGAAUAUGAAGCAAUUAAUGGUCUUGAUCGAGAUACAACAUUACCCGGUGCAAAAAUUCUUGUAACUGGUCCAGUUCUUUUCCGUCGAGGAAUGCUACUUUUAACAUCGAAAAAUACACAAAUACUUGGUGGUUAUGCUGAAAAUUUACUUGAGAAAAAUGCAUCAAUGGAAACAGCAUUGGUUUCAUUAUCAAAAACAGCAGCGAAAUUAGAUGAAAGUCGAGUACGAUUCGAUCGAUUAAAUAUAAAACUUCAUAUACAAGCUAUUGCAAACGAUUCAACAAAUGUAGUACCUACUAUACAAACAAAUCAAACUAGUACUUAUCGAGAUGAAGAUGAAAUGGAUGAAUUAAUUCGUCAAGCAUAUGAUGAUGGUAUGCUUAAUGAUAGUCAUCUAACAAGAGAUCCUAUGGAUUAUAAUCCUGCUCCUUCAUCGUACAAUACUACUCAAUUAACUACUACUUCUAUUACUACUACGACAACUACUUACAAUCGAAUUCCAUCACCAAAGAAUGAACCAGAACAUUUAAUAUUGAUUUCAGAUGAUGAUGAUAGUCAUUUAUCACAAAUAAAUAAUGUUCCAUCAUCUUCAUUAUUCGCCUAUCAUCAAUAUUCUCCUGUUCCAUUACCAUCACCACCACUACCACCACCUCCACCAGUGAUUAUUAAAGUAUCUUUACCUUAUACAUAUAUAUCUAUCAUUCGUCGUGAAAAAAUAUCUUCAAUCACAGAUUAUCAAGAUUUUAUUGUAAAAGGAUGUUUUUCAUCAUUAAUUUCAAAUCCACGUAUAGUUAAAAAUGAAUUUGAUUUACGAGCUUAUAUUAAUGAUGGUAGUGAUUGUAUACAAGUACGUUUAGCAUCGGAUUUUCUUAGUCAACGUAUUGGUGUGACUGCAACAGAAUUAAUGACGAGACGUAGCAAUUGUAAAACUGAUCUGGACAAGCAAAAAUUACAAAUAGAUUUUAAUGAACGUUUAAAACAAUUUGGUCAUGAAAUGCAAUCUUUAAAUACUAUAAUGACCUUAAGAUUCUUUUCAGAUGAUCGAGUACCAGUGAUGAUGAAACUCCAUAACAAUUAG